Molecule: messenger RNA, 2088 nt
Organism: Zerene cesonia (dogface butterfly)
Lineage: Eukaryota; Metazoa; Arthropoda; Insecta; Lepidoptera; Pieridae
Product: monocarboxylate transporter 9-like
Exons: 8
Coding region: 236-1879 (547 amino acids)
Biological process (GO): monocarboxylic acid transport; transmembrane transport
Molecular function (GO): monocarboxylic acid transmembrane transporter activity
Source: RefSeq, a predicted model, not a curated record
CGCACAGGUAGCGCGUCGCGUAAAUGUAACUAUCGUAUCUCGUGUUGAUUUAAGUUUGGGAAAUACACUUAUUUUGUUUACGAUAUAAAUGUAAUAAUUUAAGCCCCAAGUAAUUUGUUUACGUAUACUGUAUUUAUAGAGGUUUUAAGACCUCCACACGCGUGUUAUAAAAGAGAAGUUGUAUGUCUGUCGUUAUCAAUUGAUUCUUAGGGUCGGGUGUAUAGAACUGUUGAAUAUGAGUGAAUCUCGGAGGUCGGAGAGUUGUGAGAGUGAGAAGAAAUAUGAGUUGGUGCCUCCAGAGGGUGGUUGGGGAUACGCGGUUUGUGUUGGCCUUUCCGUUAUAUUUAUAGCUGGCACUGCUCACCAACCAGUAUUUGGAUUUAUUUACAAUGAUUUUUUAGACGAACUCGGCGUUGGAACCGGCGCUGUAACCGUCGUGUAUGGAGUUUUUCAAGUUACGCUCGCCAUUGCUGGAUUCUCGGCAAACAUAGCACUGAAGAAAUUAUCACUCAGACAAGUCGGACUUAUCGGAGCGUUUAUUUACACUUUCGCAUCAUUUUUAGCCAUUUUUGUGGUGUCGACAACACAACUGAUUAUAACAAAUGGAUUCUUGCAAGGGUUGGGGAUGGGCCUUCUUAUUCCGGUGUCAUAUACAAGCUUUAAUAGUUAUUUUACAAGGAAAAAAGUGCUUUAUUUGAGUCUGUGUAAGGCAUCUAUUGGACUGAUAACGAUGGUGUAUCCAUUGUUUAUAAAAUUUACUAUCACUGAAUAUGGAUUUAGAGGCACGUUGGCCAUUUUAUGUGCUAUAUCUGCUCACAGUAUUUUCGGGGCAUUAGUCAUGCACCCGGUACAAUGGUAUAUGGUGAAACGAGUAAAAUCAUGUGAGAAAAUUGUUUUGAUCCCACCAACGCCGGCGAUAGAAAACGGCAAAAGUUUCGAUUUCCCGAAGCAUAUAACUGGAACUAAACAAGACGCCAGAUCAGUUGAGAACUUGUACAUAAAGCACAGCUUAGAGAACCCACACAAAGGAUCCGGGCUUCUAUUCAUUCCCAAGUUGACCGACUCAAGGAGAUUAAGUAUUCCUGUGGUUUUGAUACCGGCGGAUGGAAAGAACGACGCGAAGUUUAACUCUAGUGACAAUGUGUAUAUUGAGAACCUUUAUAAAGCGGCAUCUGUGUCGAGUUUAGGCAACUUCGGCAACAUGGUGGAGCCCAUGCCUAUAAUUAAGAAUAAGGAAGGUAAAUGGCAAACAGUCGCAGAAUUCCUUGAUCUAACCCUACUGAAAGAUCCUGUUUUCGAUAACAUAAUUUUUGGGUUGGCGCUGUCAUUUUUCGCUGACCUCACAUUUUUCACAUUGGAACCUCUUUUCUUGGACAAAAACAAUCUUACGAAGUCAGAGAUAGCUAACAUAAUAGCAGUUGGCGGAGCAACCGACAUGUGUGCGAGGCUUCUCUUGGGGGUGUCUGGCCAAUUCUUCAGGAUGAACAGCAGAUACAUGUUCUAUGCUGGAGCGCUUUUGGCCGCUUUAUUUAGAAUAGUAAUCAUAAACUACACAUCGUAUACCUCUCUUCUAGUCUUAACGGGAUUAUUGGGUGCAUUUAGAUCUCUAGUGCAUAUAGCUCAGCCUAUAGUAAUGGCGGAGCAUGUACCUAUAGAGAGGUACCCACCGGCUUAUGGCAUAUACAUGUUGUUAGCUGGAGGGAUUAGCUUGACUGUGGGGCCUAUGAUAGGUUUCAUUCGAGACUACACCGGCAGCUAUAAGAUUGCAUUUAUUAUGCUGGCUAUGUGCAACUUCUUCUGUGUCAUACCAUGGACUAUCGAGGCUGUUAUAAGGUACAUAAAACGAAGAAAGGAGACGUCGCAAAUAUGUAAACAAUGAGUAUAAAAAGGACAGCAAUACUUGGAGUGCCCAAUUUUAUUUACAUAUGAAGUGAUAUCCUACUAAAAUUAGAUAUGUUCGUGACUCUUUCGCGCAAAAACCACUAAACGGAUUUUGGUGAUACUUGGCAGCGAUGUAGCUUGUGUAAAACACUUGAGCUAUAAAAAUACUUGAUUUUGUCUGAGGAUUCGUCAGUAGGUAAAACCGCG